Habropoda laboriosa is the source of this 7044-nucleotide messenger RNA. RefSeq names its product chondroitin sulfate proteoglycan 4 (gene kon). The coding region runs from base 7 to 7044 and encodes 2345 amino acids. The transcript is spliced from 11 exons. NCBI's taxonomy places the organism in Eukaryota, Metazoa, Arthropoda, Insecta, Hymenoptera, Apidae. The record is from RefSeq and is a predicted model, not a curated record.
AGCCUAAUGUUUCUGAACGACAUGGGGCUGCUAAUGUUCUUAGCAGUAACGGCCUCCCUUUUGGGUUACUGCCAAACAGACGAAAAAGUGUCGUUUUACGGUGCGAGCUACAUUCAUCUUCCGGUUCAAGAAGCCAAGGGUGCGACUGACAUCAGCUUCCGGUUCCGAACUCAUCUCGCGGACGCCAUGCUGCUAUUGGCCGUUGGCAAGACGGAUUACUGCCUGAUCAAACUCGAAGCUGGCAGAUUGAAGGUCCACAUUAAUUUAGGCGCCGGGGAGAGCGAGAUGGCGAGUGCUCGUGGUCUGACGCUGAACGACCUGAGCUGGCACGAGGUGAACCUGACGAGACGCCAGGCGAACAUUACGCUGCAGAUCGACGUUAUACACACGACCAGGUCCCUUCUACCGGGACGUUUCUUCGAGCUGAACAUACACUACGGCGUGUACAUCGGGGGACAGGGUGACUUCAACGAGCUAUUUCUAGGACACACAGACUACCUGAGGGGCUGCAUGGCAGACAUAAUCUACAACAGCGCGAGGGUAAUAGAAUACGCGAAGUCGAGGAAAGGCCAAUCAGAAGCAACUGCAGUUACGUGGGGCUGUUCGCCGGAAUUUGACGCGACUAGGAGCACGGAAGUUAGCUUCGUGGAGGAUGGCGCGUUCACGGCGAUACCAAGGCCCAUUCCUCGUUCUGGCUCCAAAUGGAAGUUCGAGUUGAAGACCGGCGCGGAGACUGGUCUGCUGCUCUACAACACCGGGCAAUCCUCCUACGCCGAUUACCUCGGGAUCGAGUUGUUCGAGGGUAAAAUUCGACUUCUGAUCAACAAAGGGAACGGGGCGACCGAGUUGAUACACGGCACGCCGGUUGCCGAUGGCAAAUGGCAUCGGGUGCUCGUUGAUUUCAAUCCGAGCGGAAUCGGGAUCACCGUCGAUCAUCAGGAAAAAACGAUGACGUUGCCUUCCGGUGGUAACCGUUACUUGGAUCUAGCCGACACUCUCUAUAUAGGCGGUACAGAACUGAAUAAACGAGCCAGAGCUCUCACGAAAGGACUCAAGUCAGGUGACGUGAGCUACAAAGGGUGUCUGAGAAAUAUGCUGAUGGACAACAAGGAGCUCGGGCUUCCAGACGUGAAGAUCAGCCAGGGUAUCGUCGUUGGUUGCGUCUGGGGAUUCCCCUGCAUCGAGGCUGAUCCAUGCGUUUCAGAAGCUGCCUGCUCGCAGCUUGGCGUCAACUCUUUCAGCUGCGACUGCGAUCAGCCGGUGUGCGUUAAGCCGAACUUCUUUCAGGAUUACAAGGUCUAUUCGAAGGUAAAUCUACCCGUGAACUUGGAGAUACUCUCGCUGAGUCCCCUGCUGGUAUCUGAGGGAGAACACGUGCCGGUGACGAGCGAUAACAUUGCCAUGGUGCUAGACAUCGCUAAAUAUGGGGUGGAAGAGGACGGUGUUAUCUUCACCUUGGUAACGCCGCCCACGUACGGAAACCUGGCACUGGAUCUUUUAACGACCAGAACAGAGCAUUCCUUCACUCUUCAAGACGUUAAUCGAGAUAAGAUACAAUAUAUGCACGACGGCAGCGAAACCACAGAGGACAGUAUGAUCCUGGAAGUGACACUGGUGGCAGGAGCUGGUUACACGUUGCCUGGCUACCUCCAAGGAAGACUUAGGUUUCCGCUACACGUCAACGUUACACCCGUUAAUGAUCCACCGUUGUUGGAGAUAUCGACCGCGAAAGUGCUGCGUCUCGCUCAAGGCACGAGGAAAAUCUUGACGAAAGAAUUAAUCUGGGCGAUCGAUGCCGACACGCCGUCAGACAUGUUGGUUUACACGGUCUUACGUACCGACGCGGAUGCCGGCUAUGUGGAAAGGGUGACUGAUCCGUCGCAACCUAUCGACACGUUUACCCAGGCUGAAUUAAUGCAAGGAUUAAUUGCAUACGUGCACCGCGGGAACGCGAAACCAAACGCAAAGUUGGAUCUCCAGGUGAGCGACGGUAUAGAGAACAGUCAGCAGGCGAGUUUAAGAGUAGCAGCCCAUCCGUUGGAGAUGAAAUUGAUGCACAAUACUGGAUUGGUCGUGGUACAUCGCUCCUAUUCGUAUCUGACACCGGCCAACCUCUCUUUCACCACCAAUUCCGAUGAUAGCUCCAUCGAUAUACGUUACGACAUCGUUUCACAACCGCAAUUCGGCACAAUUCAGAAACUGAAGGAUGUCUCGAGCAGCUGGAUGAACAUGGACCAUUUCACCAGUAAAGACGUCGAGAUGCACACUAUCAGAUACCUUCACAACGAGGGCAGUCCGAAUCAAGACGAGUUCAAGUUCCAGGCGAGCGUCAGGGAGGUGAAAACACAGCACACGUACGAUUUUCGUAUCACGUUCAUCGAUCUUGAGCUGAAAGAAACAAAGAGGGUACCUAUUAAUUUCACAAAUGUGGCAGAGGUGGUUGUGAGCGGGCAAAAUUUGAGGUACCAAACGAAUCCCCUGGUGACCGCGUUUAACAAGAUCGUGUUCACUGUGACAACGGGACCAAGGUACGGUAAUCUGUUCCUGUCGAGUCGAAAGAUGGAAAUAGGAGACACGUUCACCCAAGAGGACGUCGACUCUGGUAAAUUGAGAUAUCGGCUAUUCAAGAGGGCCUAUUCGACUAUUCUGGACGAGUUCGGUUUCAAAGUUAGCGCACCCCAAUGCAUCGAUCUACACUCGAUCCUCAAGUUCAGGCACUACCUCAGCAAAAACAUGAAACCUUUAGACAGCGUGGAGACUUUAAGGGUGGACGAAGGCUCGAGAAUUUCGGUGAGAAUUCUCCGAACGAAUCCGAGAGAUUACGGUGUGACGUCGUUGACGUAUAAUCUAACGAUAGAACCUCAUCACGGUUGGUUAACCGUCACGAAUAACUCGAGAUCACCCUCGAGAAAUAACACCUCCUACUUCACGUCUGAGGAACUUUCUUCUCAAAGAGUUUAUUACGUUCACGAUGAUUCAGAGACGAAGGAAGAUUCGUUUCAGUUCGUUGCAAUCGCCAACGACGCUGUAGAUUUCAUGUACGUCGGUCUGUUUCGCGUCGAAGUGACGAUGAAGAACGACAACGCCCCGGAAAGGGUGAUCCACAAGGUGUAUCACGUAGUUUCUCGAGGCGAGCGUCUUUUAACUAGCAAAGAUCUUGCCUACAUUGACAAAGACAUCGACACGAAGCCUAGCGAGUUAAUUUAUACGAGGAGAGACACCCAGAAGAAUGGAAUAUACAGGGUGACGAAUCCAUCGAUGCAAGUACACGAGUUCAGUCAACAGGACAUCGACGACGGACAGAUUCUGUUUAAGCAUCAGGGUGAAGAUCACGGAAAAUUUGAAUUCGGUGUAACAGAUGGCCAUUUCUACACAGCCGGAGUUCUUGAAAUCCAGGCCAGUCCGCCUUACGUCAGGCUGAGAGAGAGCAACGGGUCUGUGGUGCAGUUCAAUCGAUCCGUUGCCCUGCGGCCGAGCGAGCUGGACAUCGAAACGAACGUGUACACCUCUGACAAGGAUAUUAAAUACACGGUGUUGGAAAAACCAAAGCACGGAGUGCUGUUGAAACACGGUAGAGAAACGAAUACGUUCACCGAAGAGAAUCUGCGUUACGGUAUACUAUUGUACAAACAUCUCGGAGGAUCUUUGGCGAAGGACGACUUUAAAUUCAAGGUCUCAACUAAGGGAGCAGAGACCGAGGGUGUCUUUUUUAUUAAAAUCUAUCCCGAGAGCUACUGGCAGCCUUUGAUCGUUCAGAACAAUAAAACGGUAUUCGUAGAAGAGGCUACCAGUAUUUUAUUGAGCAGAAAGAGCCUUGAAAUCAUGCAUCCUAAGAUACCAGCAACUGAGAUAGUCUAUUUCCUGAAAGAGUGGCCGCAGAAUGGAUACUUGGAGCUUCAGAUCCACGACGAGCACAGCGACGAGACACGGGAGGAUUACAUUGGAAAUGCUGUGAAGUCUUUCGAUCAGAGCAUGAUCAACGAAGGUCGCGUUUUCUACGUGCAGUCUGUGAUAAAUCAGACGAACGACAAGUUCGUCGUUGACGUGACCAACGGAAUAACGUUGCUGAGGGACCAGAGUGUGAACUUCGUGAUCGUUCCAGAGAAGCUGUACGUGGAAGCAAAAGGUCUCGUCGUUGUCGAAGGAAAGAGUACUAUCCUAGAAGAGACAAAUUUCACAAUUCUCACUCCUUAUUACUCUGGCAAAGUUACAGACUAUAGAAUUACCGAGAAACCGAAACACGGUGUUAUUAUUGAGUCGACGAAAAAUUCUCAGGUGAAGAAGUUCUCGCAGAAACACCUGACGACAGGAACGAUCCUGUACAAACAUAACGGCGACGAGUUCUCCAAGGAUUCCUUCAAGAUGGUCCUAAUAGCUGGGGAUAAAACCAGCGAACCCUUCAACGUUUGGGUAACGGUGCAACCUGUGAACGACGAAGUACCUGUGUUAGUGAACAGGACCAAGUUGAUCGUUUGGCAAGGUGGUUCGACCACGUUGACACCGGAGAGUUUAGCAGCUGUUGAUAACGAUACAACUGCGCACGAUGUAACGUUCAACGUUACCGGUGUUAAGAAUGGAUUCAUCUCGUUGAAAUCCUCUCCAGAAGUGGACAUCUAUAACUUCACGCAGGAGCAGAUUGAUCAGUCGAAGGUCAUUUUUACGCAUACGAAUGGAUCUGACGCUGAGUUCAAUUUCGUGCUGUACGAUGGAGUUCACACGACAGAAUCUUACAACAUAAUGGUGGCCACCAAGCCAGUUCGAUUGACUACUGAACGUAACGCUGCGUUGAACGUGUUUCCUUUAACCAGAAAAAUGAUAUCGAGCAAAUUACUAUUGACAAAGUGCUUGGAUGAAACGCGAGAAAUAAAGUAUAUCGUACGAAAUGGACCGCAUCUUGGUAAAAUCAUCAUGGAGACGAAUGAGGGUGCGUGGUUGAAUGUCGAGCGAUUCACGCAAAGGGACGUCAACAAUAGUAAAGUGUUCUACGAGCACACGAAGCAGUUCAUGGAUCUGGCCGCCAACGAUUCGUUCACGUUCGACGUGGAAGCACACUUCACGGAAUCCUUGACCAAUCAGGUGUUUCAAAUCGAUAUUUCCGUCUCGAGCGGUGGAUUAGACAGAUACAUCUCUGUGAGGAACGUGAGAGUCGAGGAAGGUGGUUCGGCCCAAGUGAUCAUGAACAUCAGCGGAAUCGUCUCGUUUCUUCAAACUCACGCUGGAAUCGAGAAUCCAGCGGUGCUCUCCAGACUGGUCAGUCAACCUAGCCACGGCCAUGUGAUGAUUCUUCCAGACUUGAACGUGACAACCUUCUCUCAACCUCAAAUCGAAGGUGGAAAAAUCGCUUAUUACCAUGAUCAUUCGGAUACUUUGGAGGAUCGUAUCAAUUUCUCCCUCUAUCUAACUCCUGGCCACAUACUGCUAUGCAACACCAGUAUACCUGUGAUAAUUGAACCGGUGAACGACGAGCCAUUUAAAUUAAUCACCAAUGCACCGUCGAUCACGGUGGUACAGAAUCAGAAUCAAACGAUCACCAGAGAGAACUUGUUGACGAUCGAUCCGGACACACCACCGGAAGAAAUAAUGUACGACGUGAUAUCUGUGCCAACUUACGGCCGUCUGUUGCUUCUGCCGUUCAACGAGAAUAUCUCCGAGGUACGGCAGGUGAAUAAAUUCACGCAGUACGACGUGGACUCGAAUAGACUGGUGUACGAACACAAUGGACCACUUCAGGCGGCCUCCUUUUACUUCCGAGUGUGGGACGGACGUUUCAAUCCAACGUAUAUAGUGUUCAACGUGUACGUUCUACCUAUCAGGCUAAAUGUUACAGUUCCUGGCCCGGUGAGCCUGCAACAAGGCUCGAACGUGGCUCUGAUCUCCGAGAGUAACGUGAAACUAGACACUAACGCGAGACAAGAUCUAGUCAUAUACGAAGUGACGAUUACCCCGAAAUACGGUGUGUUGUACGUGAGAGACGGAGCUGCAGCGAGCUUCAAACAAACAGAUUUACUAUCGAAAAGCGUGAUGUUCAUGCAAACGGACAUGACAGUGUCGAACGACAGCCUGGAAUUAACCGCGAAACUGAGCGGAUUCGAACAGAGGCACAUAAGGAUCGAGAUCAAGGUGGUUCCUCUGAUGAUCAUGAAUCCUAUGAUUGCUCUGGCAGGAGAAAAGACUAGAAUAACGCUGCAAUAUCUGGACGCGACACCGUUGGCAAAACUAACGACAAGCAAUCCUGUGUACACGAUAAUCAGGAAGCCAAAAUUCGGUAAAAUAAAGAGAAUAAUCCGGAGUUCUUCGUCGUCCGGUGAGAAACGUGGAACUCGAGAGAAAGAAGUGAUCAGGUUCUCUCAUCAGGAAGUGAUGUCAGGUGUUAUAUACAUGGUUUGCAGAAAAAUCCCAACGAUGGAAUACGAGGGUGUACCGGAUAGUUUCGCGUUCGUAUUGGCCGCCUCUAUAUUCCAGCCGGCUAUAGGCGAGUUCGAGUUUCGCGUGAAACUCGACAUAGACGAGUACAAUAUCACGUUAGGCGGACCGAUGGACCCUGUUGGCCACGAGGGCGAAAUGGCGAUCGCGCCGAACAUGAGCAACGAUUAUUUGCUGAUCUUGGGAAUGCUCCUUGGUGUAUUUCUGCUCGGUGUAUUGGUGAUUAUAACGAUCAGGUGUAGGCACAACAGGUACAAGCACGCCGAAGAGGAGAAACCGGAGGCAACUCCGGCGGUAGGCGUGAUGCCACUUCCAAGACCUCCGGAUCAUCUGAUGCCAGUCACGCCGCACGUUAAACGUUUCGCCAACGAUCAUAACAGCGUGGCGGCUAGUACACCGUUACCGACGAUGACGUCGACGCUACCUCAAUGCAAAGUGAUACCUCUCAGUCCUCUGGAAAGUAUUACAGGAUCAGAGGUGGACGUUUCAGCGAAAUACCCGUACGGUGUCGCGGACGGGGAUGAAUGGAGCAGCUUCGACACAUCCGAUCUACCUUGUCAAUCAGCCACCACACAGAGGACCAACAAUCCCCUGUUGAGAAGAAAUCAAUAUUGGGUCUAG